AUGUCUGCACCAGGCCCUCAGGACUCGCAGCAGCGAGGUUCUUCUCAGUCCCCUCCCCCUAGACCUCCUCGUCCUCAAGGAGAGCAGUCGGGACAGAACGACGACGAGCCCAACACCGACAACAACCCAUUCAACCAGGAUUCCAACAAGCCCACCGGUCAGCCUGAGACCGACAACAAGGCUGAGGAUUCCAAGCCCGAAAACAAGCCAGAGACUCCCAAGACGGAGGACUCUAAGCCCGGAGACUCUAAGCCCGGGGAGUCCAAGCCAGAAGAGUCCAAGCCAGAAGAGUCCAAGCCCGAGGCUUCAACCGAAGAGACAGCAAAGCCACAGACUCCCGAGACUAAGCCCGAGCAGUCACAGCCCGAGCAGUCGAAGCCCGAGGAGCCCAAGGCUGAAGAGGCCAAGGCCAAGGCUGAAGAGACCAAGACUGAGGAGCCCAAGGCCGAAGAGUCCAAGGCUGAAGAGUCCAAGGUCGAGAAGCCCAAGCCAGAGAAGCGCAAGAAGAAGCCAGCACCACCACCCGAGGAAGAGAGCGAGUCCGAAUCCGAAGAAGAGGAAGACGACGACGAAGACUUGUCCUCCGGCGACGAUGAAGAAGAAGAUGAUGAAGAGUCCGAGUCCGAAUCCGAGUCUGAAUCUGAGGAGGAUGAACCAGCUACUCCCCCUCAGCAGCCAGAACCCAAGAGAAGAGGCAACAGAAAGGCCAACGCCAAGAGCGAAGAAGUAAAACGCCGCCGCCCUGCCUGGCUCGACGAAGAAUCCGACUCUGAAGACGAAAAGCAAAUGUCACGAAGCAACCAACGAUCCAUGCAGCAGCGUCAACAGCAACAACAAAUGCAGCAGCAGCAGCAGCAACAGCAACAGCAACAGAUGCAGCAGCAGGAACAAGGAGGUGGCGGCGGCAAGGAUCCUCUCAAGCUUCGUUUGGAUCUUAACCUAGAGAUUGAGAUUGAGCUCAAGGCUCGUAUUCACGGUGACUUGACGCUCGCAUUGCUGGAGGGACUGUAA
This is a messenger RNA of Fusarium keratoplasticum, 1011 nucleotides long. RefSeq lists its product as uncharacterized. The transcript has 3 exons. The coding region runs from base 1 to 1011 and encodes 336 amino acids. The record is from RefSeq and is a predicted model, not a curated record. NCBI's taxonomy places the organism in Eukaryota, Fungi, Ascomycota, Sordariomycetes, Hypocreales, Nectriaceae.